Molecule: messenger RNA, 1428 nt
Organism: Drosophila rhopaloa
Lineage: Eukaryota; Metazoa; Arthropoda; Insecta; Diptera; Drosophilidae
Product: innexin inx6
Exons: 2
Coding region: 1-1428 (475 amino acids)
Biological process (GO): phototransduction
Cellular component (GO): plasma membrane; gap junction
Molecular function (GO): gap junction channel activity
Source: RefSeq, a predicted model, not a curated record
AUGUACGCAGCCGUGAAGCCCCUCUCCAAUUACUUGCGCCUCAAGACGGUGCGCAUAUACGACCCGAUUUUCACGCUGCACUCGAAGUGCACCAUCGUUAUCCUGCUGACGUGCACCUUCUUGCUGUCGGCGAAGCAGUACUUCGGGGAGCCGAUCCUUUGCAUCAGCUCCGAGAAGCACACGGAGUACGUGCAGUCCUACUGCUGGACCAUGGGCACCUACAUCCUGCCCGCCGAGGGCGAAAAGGGGAGCUCCAGCAGCUGGGACUUCGCCUUCUACUCGUCCUCGGCCGAGUCCUUCAACCUGAGCAGCCUUCGCGCCCUGGUGGCUCAUAACGAGCAGUACGCCCGGGUCAUCUCGAUCGCCGAGGGCGUAGGGCCCGAAACGCGCGGCGUCACCAAGAGGCUGUAUCUGCGCUACUACCAGUGGGUCUUCAUGAUUCUGCUCUUCCAGUCCCUGCUCUUUUACUUCCCCUCGUUUCUGUGGAAGGUGUGGGAGGGGCAGCGCAUGGAGCAGCUGUGCUGCGAGGUCGGCGACGCCCUCAUCCUAGAGGCCACCUACCAUACCCGCCUCCAGAUGCUCACCAAGUACUUCCGCGCCCACUUCGCCCCAAUCCACUGCUGCUACUCGAUCAAGUACGCCUUCUGCGAGCUGCUUAAUCUCCUCAUCAGCAUUCUUAACUUCUGGCUGAUGGACGUGGUGUUCAAUGGGUUCUGGCACAAGUACAUUCACGCCCUGGCCGCCAUACCGGUGUACGAUUGGAACCUGUGGAACCUUAUGACGUCGCGUGUGUUUCCCAAGGUUGCCAAGUGCGAGAUGUUUGUUUACGGGCCGAGCGGUACUCCGAAUGUCCUGGACAUCCUGUGCGUUCUGCCGCUAAACAUUCUGAACGAGAAGAUCUUCGCGGUGCUGUACGUGUGGUUCCUGUUCAUCGCGAUGCUGGCGGCCAUCAAUAUCUGCUACCGGCUUCUGCUUUUCUGCUGCGCGGAGUUACGGCUCCAGCUGCUGCGCACCCACCUGCGCGGCAUGCCCAAGGCGCAUGUUCGCGAGGUCCUUGCCAAUGCAGGAUACGGAGAUUGGUUUGUGCUCAUGUGCGUAAGCAUCAACGUAAAUCCCACGCUCUUCCGGGAACUCCUCGAGCAGCUCUACGUCAAGCAAAGGCAGGCACGCUCUAUGGACCCGUCCUUGGAGGUCAAACAUCCUUCGCAACAACUGUCGCAGGAGCCAUCGCACUCCCAUCCUAAAUUGGAAAGGAGUGCCAGCCGUAAUUGCAGCAUUGGGUUCGAUCCAAUGGCCGAUCGGCACUCAAUUCGCACAGUGAGCAGCCUUCGACUGGAGGCGAUGCCCACGGCUCCGACUCUUAAUUUAAUGGCGCCCAACGACGAGAUCAUCAGCAUGGAUCGCUUCUACCACGAGAGCCAGGCCUAG